Dioszegia hungarica is the source of this 2928-nucleotide messenger RNA. RefSeq lists its product as uncharacterized. Bases 1 to 2928 code for a protein of 975 amino acids. The record is from RefSeq and is a predicted model, not a curated record. Lineage: Eukaryota; Fungi; Basidiomycota; Tremellomycetes; Tremellales; Bulleribasidiaceae. The transcript is spliced from 4 exons.
AUGCCCCGCAAAUCCAUCUUUCGCUUCUCUCUCCGCUCUCCUCGACCCGAAUCAAAGGCAACCCCCGCUCCACUCGUCCCAGAUAUCGACGAGGUCUCCCUUCCUCCCGACCCGGAAGCGCGAUACAUUCCUCGUCAGUGGGCGCCCAAUCGUCUUCAGACACUCUACGUCACUCCCUCGGAACAGAAUCUCUACCUCGCAGCUAUGGCGCAGCUCGACCGAGCCCCGCCUCCACUUCCACUAUGGUCGGACCCCGCACCGACCCUGCCGGCCGUUCCGCAUCAGGCGCCCAUGGAUCCUACUCCUCCGUCGGUCAAGAGUCCCCCGAGGGUCGAGUCGAGACUUCCGGGGAUGUCGUCCAAGCUCGUCAUGUCGCCCGGUAUGCCUGUACAAGGUUUAUCGGUGCGAGAGGAGUUCAGGGCAGUACCCGGUGCCUCCUCGAAUAGGCCGGGAGAGCAUGCCCUGUUGGCGCUCUCGGACGAUAGUCAACUGCGGUUCCACAACUUCCCUAUUGACGUUCUAGUGGCGGUCGACGAGGCUCUCACAGAGGCGUGGCCGAGGGGGAGGCGGAGUGCGCAUCCGGCGCUGACCGACCUGCAGAAGAAGGCGAGGGAAGAGUCAGGACCGUAUACCUGGAUUGUGGUGCUCAAGGGGAAGGUUUGGAGGCAGGCUGGGAGCUCCGAGUUAGACUCGAUUAGGCUCAUCCUCAAGCUCCUGACCGCCCUAAGCAUACAUGGCUGGACCCUUGUGGACCGUAUGCAAGCAGCCGGCGUAAAGUACGAUAAUCACAAUCUCCUCUUUGCGCACUCUCCCGAGAUUCAGGCAAUGCCGCCAACAUACUUUGCUCUGUCUAUACCUCGUCAAUUCCCUUCUUCAUUACUCUGUCGGAUGAGAGCUAAUCCUGCAGUACCUGAUCGUAUCUCCCUGAUCUCCCCGCCUCCAAAAGCGACACCCAUCAUCAUUUCCUCCGUUCGCGAAGCGAUAGAAUCGCAGACUGCAGGGUCGAAGCGGAAAGCUCGGCGCGGUGGGCACAAAGUCGGCGGCGACAGGACUUCGAUAGCAAGCGGGAAAAAAGGCGUAGAAUGGGAUGCUUGGAAAGGCAAUAUCCGACUGGAAGGAUGGGUGCAUGCUGGAGUAUAUAGAUUCUGGUUAGGAGGCAUGAGGCGAUGGCUCGGAAACGGGGUCAAGUGGCGUGUCGUUGAAAAGCUACAUCCAACCCUGAUUCUCACCCUCAUCAACUCCCUCUCCGCCCAGCACUUCACCCUCCUCACCUCCCUUCCCCUUCUGCCGCUCGUCAAGGGUCGCGAUAUCCUCAUUUUUGCCUCACAGCCUUCCUCUGGCCUCACCUAUCGCGAUACCUGGAAGACUCAGCCGUCCGCCUCAGGCAGCACGACCCGCUCCGAAAGCCCAGUGUUGGUCAAUACUGCGGACGCACAGGUCCGGCCGGGAUCCCGCAUCCCCGCGGAGCUGCAUUCUCCGGCUGGACCUCCAGCCGGUGCAAGGCAGGAUGCGGCGGGAGUGAUGGCGGAAGAGCGGCGACAAGCUGCUACUCUCAAGUCCAAUUCACCUUCGGCGCAGACAUCCCCCAUUCGGCCGAGGCACGCUAGCCUCAUCCCGGCCGCUCGGGAUCCGUCUCCCAACCAUCCCAUCGAGAACGUUCAGCACGGGCAGAACGCAUCUUCCAAUCCCCAGCCUCUACCCCUCACACCUGCAACCGUCUCCUCUCCCCGUCAGCGCAACAUCCUCGUCAAGAAGGCUUCGCUCAGGCGGGACCGGACGUCCAGCCAACCCGCCUCGCGGAGCAAUUCGCUCAAGCGGAACGACGCUCCUCCUUCCAGCCAUCAGCGCUUUGCGAGUCUUGACGCAGGGCGUCCCGGCACCGAGGAGUUCUCUGCGGCCCGCCCGGACAACGUGCAUAUCACGAGUCGGCAUGGCAUUGGGUCGGACUACUCUGCUCCUGGCACGCCUGGACCAGAUGCGGAGUGGACGAUGGUGGAGUCGCCCCAAAAAGAUGGCGAUGGGCUUGGGCUGAGCAUGUAUGCCCCACAGUCCGCCACUCAGGCGGCGGCGGGAGCUGCAGAGCAUGGCACAACUCGCACACCUGGAUGGAGCGGGGUGGAGGCGCGUAUGCCCCCUCCUCUUCCGCCAAGGUCGCAUCAGAGGGUCCCGCAGCCGGUGAUCACACCUAUCAACCCCGCCACGAACCAGCCGGACCUGUCCCACUCGUACGGGCUGAUCCACGCGCCUCUGGAUGUUCACCCCCCCCGACCCAGCUUCGACUCCGAGCGAUCCAUCUACCAGGACGCCCCAACCCACACCCAAGAUCCCCGGCCCUUACCACCUACACCCCGUUACGCCCAUAUCGGACCCACCGGUCUCCGCACCGACUCUGAGCGGGAUGCCCACUCCGUCCCUCGUCAACUGAGCAUUGCAAACCCCACCCCGCCUCCCACCAUCCCCCUCCAGCAGAGCAUCAUGGCAACCCUAGACAUCCCCCUCAGUCAGCCCACAUCCCCUAUGCGCGGUCGAGAUGCUAUGGUCGAUGUAGGCCACGGGACCGGGGCCGAGAGUAUGCGCGGAAGUGUGGGAUACAUGCCGAGUCUGGCGAGUCAGAGUGUACUCGGCUUGACGCCCGCUCUAAGUGAGGGUCCGAUCUUGGCGGCCUGGGAUGAAGUCAAGCCGACUCCUGGAGGCGGACCCGCUGGUGGUGGGGUACCAAUGCCAAUGGCGGCGCCGCAGGCAGGAAGUGGGAUGGCAGGACAAGAGAAAAGUCCGGAUCGGAAAGGCAAGGGAAGGGAGGCGGUGCGAAAUAUGUUUGGGUUUGGGCAUCAUGGAGGAAAGGCUGGCGAUGAGCUCGGAGUCGGGAAUGGCGCGGCUGUUGGGAACGGGGUAGGAAGCGCAAGGACGAAAAUCUCGAUGGGUGCUUGA